CUUCAUCAAUAUGCUGAAUUCAUGCCUACAAGUUUAACGAGAAAGCAUAAAGCCCGCUAUCAGCCCACCCACCACGCAUACGUGUGCAGUGAUCCAGUAUGUCGUCACGAUACAAUGAGCACGAUGAUAGGACGGACGAGCCAGACCGUGGCGAGCGAAGUGGGAAGGACUCGAAAGUUGGCGGGCGCGGUUUGGCCGACCGCCUGACCUACCCCUCGGACCGCAAGGACUCGGGUCCUCGCGGCGAGGGCGGCCGCGGGGGCGACGGGGCCAGCGGCAAGGACCGCUAUCGCAGCCGCGCCGCUGCCGACGACCCUCCUCCCGAGCCCCCUCGCAACAGCCGCUACAGCGGGCAUGACGACCGGACGGAGCGAGACGGCGAUGAAGACCGCCAGCCGCGCGGCGAGCGCCGAGGCUUCGGGGGCGGCGGCGGUGACGGAGGUGGGGGCUUCCGAGGCUCUGGCGACAGGGGCGGCGACAGGGGCGGCGACAGGGGCGGCGACAGAGGAGGCGACAGGGGAGGCGACAGGGGAGGAGACAGGGGAGGAGACAGGUGGGAGCGCCGCGAAGACCGUGGAGAUCGCGGCGGCGGCGGUAGGGAUGACCGCGGCAACGGUGACCGGGGCGGCUUCCGCGGUGGCCGCGGCGGCGGUUUGCAGGACGACGGCCCGCGCGGAGGCGGCGGCGGACGUCGUGACCUCCAUGACGACCGGGAGGAAGUGGAAUACGGACGAGGUGCGUCACGCGGCGACGGCGGCGACCGCUUCCGCAACAGCGACCGCGGCGGCGGCGGCGGCGGCGGCAGGGAGCGAGACAGCUACGACCGGCCCAGCUACGGCGGUGGCGGUGGCCGAGGCGGGCGCGGCGGGGGCUACGGCGGCGGCGGUGAGGGCCGGCGCCGCUACCAAGACGAGCACGAUGACCGGGGCGGCGGCGGCGGCGGCGGCGACUUCGGUGACCGCCGCAGCCGCCAGCACAGUCAGCACGACGACCGGGACGCAGACUACGGCGGUGACGGCGGCGGCGGGUAUGGCGGCGGUGGCGGCGGCCGGGGCGGCUAUGGCCGGGGCGGCGGGGGAGGCGGCCGGGGCUUUGGCGGCGGCAGGGGCCGGCGGUUUGUUGGGGAGCACGAUGAUCGGGACCUGGACUAUGGCGGCGGCGGAGGAGGCGGUCGGGGCCACGGCGGGGGCUUUGGCAGUCGCGGCCGGGACCGCGACCGCUCGCGCUCUCGGAGCCCGGGGGGGCGUUGGGGCCACGACAAGUUUGCAGAGGUGGUGGCGGGAGGCGAUGAGGUGCCCAGUCAGGAGGGCAAGGCGCGCGGGGGCGGAAGCCGUGGAGGCGGCGGCGGCGGCGGGCCGCAGCGGCGGGGCCGGGGCGGGCGGGAGGAGGAAGAGGGCGGCGGCGGCGGCCGCGCGGGCGGGGUUGGCGGCGGCAAUGGGCACCACCAUGAGGACAUUGGCGGUAUGGAGGGCGGCCGGCUGGCGGAUGAGCUGAUGGCGGACGCGCCCAUGGAUGACAUGUAGGACCGCGUUAGGAUGGGGAGGUGGAGGAGGAGGUGGAGGAGGAGGUGGAGGAGGAGGAGGAGGAGGAGGAGGAGGAGGAGGAGCGGCUGCAGCUUUCUUCACUCGUGCCGUUUGGCCUUGGUCUGUGAUGUGAAGAGCUGUCGUGCGGGUCGAUGCAGCUCUAGUGCGCGCGGAGCCUGAUACAGGCGUUUUGCUAGUCGCCUGGUCUAGGCGUAGACCACGUCGUUGCUUUGUAUGGAAAAGCGGACCAGAAGGCACAGUCGUCAUGGCAAACGAAUUUGAAGGUGCGCUGUAAACUGUGCCAGUGUGCCAGGCUGUCACCGCUUCUCACCGUGGUUGGGCGCAAUGCAAGGUCAGACACGGUUGAGCGCUUGUGCGGAGUCACUGACACAGUGACGCAACUGUAUAGGGUUGAUGCGCAGGAGGUUGGUGCGUAAAGGGGGGCGUGGGCGUAUGUGACACACGAGACCCAACGUACAGGCUGGCUUCCUUGGAAGCAAGUCGCGGUCGCCUGGGUCUUGGGCCAAUGGACCAGACUACAUCUA
Chlamydomonas reinhardtii is the source of this 2068-nucleotide messenger RNA. RefSeq lists its product as uncharacterized. The record is from RefSeq and is a predicted model, not a curated record. NCBI's taxonomy places the organism in Eukaryota, Viridiplantae, Chlorophyta, Chlorophyceae, Chlamydomonadales, Chlamydomonadaceae. Bases 99 to 1523 code for a protein of 474 amino acids. The transcript has 3 exons.